Drosophila grimshawi is the source of this 2760-nucleotide messenger RNA. RefSeq names its product neural cell adhesion molecule 2 (gene fipi). Gene Ontology annotation, molecular function: protein binding. Gene Ontology annotation, biological process: cell adhesion. Bases 368 to 1717 code for a protein of 449 amino acids. The record is from RefSeq and is a predicted model, not a curated record. The transcript is spliced from 7 exons. Gene Ontology annotation, cellular component: membrane. NCBI's taxonomy places the organism in Eukaryota, Metazoa, Arthropoda, Insecta, Diptera, Drosophilidae.
AGUGAUAAAGUGAAAUUCGUGCGCGUUGGUUGGCUUACACUUCGUGUAAGCUCCAAGCUCUGAUUACUCUCUCUCUCUCUCUCUCUAUUUCUAUCUGAAACUCUCUUUAAGCGCGAAACGUGAGUUUGCCUCGUGUUGCAUGCUUAAAUAGCUCCGGAUCGGCGCAGCAGCAACAAAAACAACAACAACAGCAAUAAGCUGAGAAGUUCUGAAAAGAAUUUGAAGUUGUGCUUGUUGCCACAGAAAUUUGCCGACAAUAGCUGGAUGAAUGCAAUUAUUAUUGAUACAUUUUGAACGGGAAUUCGCCACAUUCCACAUAGUCAAAUAAAUAUUCAUAAUACUCAAUAAGGACUAAGCUGUGGUGGCAAUGAGGCUAAUUGGAUUUAUUCUAAAUUUGGCGGCUUUAACAGCAACCGGCUUGGCCAAUCACCAUGACAGUCUGACUCUAAGUCCUGCCGAGCACAGCGUCGUCCGCUACACUAACGAGUCUCUUAUUGUGCAGUGUCGGAGCCCCGAUCCCGAUGUGAAGCUGCAUUGGAAAUCGCCAAAAGGUGAAAUACUCCAAGAGCACAAAGGACGCAUACACAUCGAACAAGCGGCACCUGAACAAUUGAAAAUAGUUUUUUCACACAUUGCGCUGGCGGACAAGGGUAAUUGGAGCUGUGAGGCCGUUGGAGGAGGGCUGCAUAGUAAAUCGUUCGAUUUGAUUGUGUAUCAGAAAAUUACGUUCACCGAAAAGGAUACCGUGUCGACCGUAAAGGAGGGUCAAAAUGCUACCAUAUUAUGCGAAGUGAAGGGCGAACCACAACCGAAUGUCACCUGGCAUUUCAAUGGACAACCCAUUAGUGUGGAGGCAAACGCUCCGAAAUUCCGUAUCCUGGCCGAUGGUUUGCUCAUCAACAAGGUAACACAAAAUGACACCGGCGAGUACACGUGCCGGGCAUACCAAGUGAAUUCGAUUGCUUCAGAUAUGCAGGAGCGCACAGUUUUGAUGAAAAUCGAACAUAAGCCCCACUGGACGUCGAAACAGCACGUUGGCCUUCAAUAUGCAUACAUCAAUGGAACGGCGAGCAUCAUGUGCGAGGCACAAGCGGAGCCGCCAGCUACCUUCACCUGGCAUCGCAAGCAGAAGAGGCUGGAGAGCAACGGAAAACAGUACAUCAUCGAAACGGAUAACUAUUGGUCGCGUCUGACAAUCCGUGUGCUGGAUGCCAAGGUCUUUGACAACUAUCGAUGUCGGGCACACAAUCAUUUGGGCAGUAUUGAACGCAUUACGCGACUGGAUGAGGGCGAGAAGCCACCGCCCCCAUUUGUAUUUCAGCUGCGCGGCUUCAAUUCGAAUACGUUUGAUGUGGAUGUGAGCGCACAGCGUGAUAAGGAUCAGCGCGGUCCGAUGGAUGUGAAUGGUUUUCGCAUUGAGUAUAUGACGGAGCUGGAAUUCAAAACUGAUGCCGGCAAAUGGACGAAUGCCAAGCGCAAGGAUUUCCCAUUUGAAGAAGGGGCCAACUUUCUCAUAACGAACCUGGAGCCGGAUACUGUCUAUCUGAUACGCGCCGCAUCGCGGAAUCUGGCCGGUUUCAGUGACUACACCAAAGUGGAGAAGUGUAGGACUCUGUCGCUGGAGCCACGGGUCUCAGCCGGAGCUCAUCUGCCGCCCAUCUAUGAGCUGCUUUCUGCAAUGUUUCUGUUGCUGAUUUUGCUGCGACGUUGCCAUUGAAUCAAUGCAAAUCGAUAAGCAGAAUCCCCACUCCAUGUGCUUUGUCUAGCUUUAAGGCAUCUUCGCGUUAACCUCAAUAAGUCUGUUUUCUCAAUACCAUAGCACAUAACCUAGCCUAUAAAUAUAUGGAAAGUUAUGUUAAUCUGCACCUUAACUGGACUUUGAGAAAACCGGCUUUGAUUUGCUAUUCGAUUGCUGCUCGUGUUAUUUGACGUGUGUACUAAUUAAUGGUCUAAGUUGUUAAUAUAACCACUCGUAAGCAUAAGUUUAUAAGAAAUAACUUCCGUUUAAGUAAACUUUUGUUCAAGCCCAAUAAAUUAGUCAAAAUUUAUAGCCAAACAGAUAACAUCGUAUAUAAGCGCAGUGCUUAGUCUAUCGCUGAAAAUUGAAAGUUAAACUUUAUGCAAUCCAUUUGAAGUAUGAAUUAUAUACCGGCAGCUGCGUGCAUUGAUGCCAAAAGGUCGUAUAUUAAUUGCCCUAGAUAUAACCUAAAAUAGAAAGAUAAUCAUAACAAAACUAUCUUCCAACUCUUUUUCAUAAAUACUGGAACUAUUAAUAUCAAACAAGAUGUUUUGUGAAAAAUCUAUGCAUUUAUAUACCAUUUCCUCUAAAAUUGAACUAAACUGUAUCAAAGGAAGACCCAAUUGAAGACACUUACUUUUACUAAUCCACCUCAAUCCUCUAAAAAAUAUAUUGAAUAACAUAAAAAGGGAUCAUAAUAUAAAUAUUUGACAUUUUUUAUACAAACGAUAUACAAUAUUCGACUACAUAGCCAAAGAAAAAUAUAUAUACCAGAUAAAAGAAAGAAAAUUCAAAAUCAGACCAAUCUACUAAAACCAAAGUAAAAUUCAACUAAAAAGCUGCAUUUUCAUAUGUGUCAUUCAUUUAAACUACAAAACCACAUUUAAAAAUAUAAUAUGAAUCUAGAUUUUAUAAAAUAUUAUAUAUCAAGUAAAAAUGUUGCCAAUGAUUAAAUGUUUUGCGGUUUCUGUGUGCCAACUGUGGGAAAUACAUAUAAAUAAAAGUAAAUAAAAUAGAUGAAA